Protomyces lactucae-debilis is the source of this 231-nucleotide messenger RNA. RefSeq lists its product as uncharacterized. The record is from RefSeq and is a predicted model, not a curated record. Gene Ontology annotation, biological process: mitochondrial respiratory chain complex IV assembly. Lineage: Eukaryota; Fungi; Ascomycota; Taphrinomycetes; Taphrinales; Protomycetaceae. The transcript is spliced from 2 exons. Gene Ontology annotation, cellular component: mitochondrial inner membrane. The coding region runs from base 1 to 231 and encodes 76 amino acids.
AUGGCCCAAGGGACACACUCCUACCACAAUCCGCGCGGCUUCGGUGUUUCGGACGCGCUGAAGCGGGCACGCAGUCCAUACAAACUCGGCAAUGCGGCCAUCGGUCUUGCCCUCGUCGGCUUCAUCGCUUCAGUCUACACUUACUCCAUCACAGCGGUCAAGCAAGAUGAUUUCUCCGAUGUCGUACUACCAAACGCGCCGUCACAAGUUCAGCGUGCCAAAGAACAAUAA